Molecule: messenger RNA, 3703 nt
Organism: Mugil cephalus (flathead mullet)
Lineage: Eukaryota; Metazoa; Chordata; Actinopteri; Mugiliformes; Mugilidae
Gene: atp6v0a1a
Product: ATPase H+ transporting V0 subunit a1a
Exons: 22
Coding region: 204-2753 (849 amino acids)
Biological process (GO): proton transmembrane transport; vacuolar acidification
Cellular component (GO): plasma membrane; vacuolar proton-transporting V-type ATPase, V0 domain; vacuolar proton-transporting V-type ATPase complex
Molecular function (GO): ATPase binding; proton-transporting ATPase activity, rotational mechanism
Source: RefSeq, a predicted model, not a curated record
ACGCAGUAAAGCAGGCGAGCGAGCACUUCCGCUCUGAUACGCGCACUGAUCUUGGGUGACUGUGUUAGACCACCAACCAACCAAUACACAACAAACAGCAGAGAGGAAACUAGGAAGCAGAGUAAAGAGGACUCUCUUCCAUCUAACAUUUCUAGAAGUUCCGGCCGACUCAAGGGUGCUGAGCCCUCAUAUCCAUCAGCAACAUGGGAGAACUCUUCAGAAGUGAAGAGAUGACCCUGGCGCAGCUCUUCCUCCAGUCGGAAGCUGCUUACUGCUGUGUCAGUGAGCUGGGAGAGAUCGGGAUGGUGCAGUUUCGCGAUCUAAAUCCGGAUGUGAACGUGUUCCAGCGGAAGUUUGUCAACGAAGUGCGGCGAUGUGAGGAGAUGGAUCGCAAACUGAGGUUUGUGGAAAAAGAAAUUAAGAAGGCCAACAUCCCGAUAAUUGACACCGGAGAAAACCCUGAAGUCCCCUUUCCGAGGGACAUGAUCGACCUCGAGGCCACUUUCGAGAAGCUCGAGAACGAACUGAAGGAAAUAAAUACAAACCAAGAGGCCCUGAAGAAGAACUUCCUGGAGCUGACCGAGCUCAAGCACAUUCUGCGGCGCACGCAACAAUUUUUUGACGAGAUGGAAGAUCCCAGUUUACUCGAGGAGUCGUCGAUUCUCCUGGAGCCCAACGAUCCACACAGAGCCCCGCUCAGACUGGGGUUUGUAGCUGGAGUCAUCGGCAGGGAACGUAUUCCCACAUUUGAGAGGAUGCUGUGGAGAGUUUGCAGAGGAAACGUGUUCCUGAGGCAGGCAGAUAUUGAAGAUUCUCUGGAGGACCCAACUACGGGCGACCAGGUCCACAAGUCUGUCUUCAUCAUAUUCUUCCAGGGAGACCAGCUCAAGAACAGAGUCAAGAAAAUCUGCGAGGGAUUCAGAGCAACACUGUACCCGUGCCCAGAAACGCCCCAGGAGAGGAAAGAGAUGCUGGCGGGAGUGAACGCUCGCAUCGACGACCUGCAAAUGGUGCUGAACCAGACCGAGGACCACAGGCAGAGGGUCCUGCAGGCCGCGGCGAAGACGGUCAGAGUUUGGUUCAUCAAGGUGAGGAAGAUGAAGGCCAUCUACCACACCCUCAACCUCUGCAACAUCGACGUCACGCAGAAGUGUCUGAUCGCGGAGGUGUGGUGCCCCGUCUCCGACCUGGACUCCAUCCAGUUCGCACUACGCAGGGGGACGGAGAAGAGCGGCUCCACUGUUCCCUCCAUCCUCAACAGGAUGCAAACCAAACAGACCCCACCCACCUACAACAAGACAAACAAGUUCACCUCAGGUUUCCAGAACAUCGUGGAUGCUUAUGGAAUUGGCAGCUACCGUGAGAUUAACCCAGCACCAUACACCAUCAUCACCUUCCCCUUCCUGUUCGCCGUCAUGUUCGGCGACCUGGGCCACGGGACGCUCAUGACCUGCGCUGCUCUGUACCUCGUGUUGAGAGAGAGCAGACUGAUGGCCCAGAAGAACGACAACGAGAUGUUCAGCAUGGUGUUUGCGGGGCGCUACAUCAUCCUACUGAUGGGAAUCUUCUCAAUGUACACUGGCAUUAUUUACAACGACUGCUUCUCGAAGUCCUUAAAUGUGUUUGGCUCUGGAUGGAGCGUCAAGCCCAUGUUCAUGCGUCAGAGAGGAGGCAACUGGACGUUUGACACACUUGAAGGCAAUGCGGUUCUGCAGUUGGACCCAGUUAUAGACGGAGUUUUCAACGGACCUUACCCCAUAGGGAUCGACCCAAUAUGGAGCAUUUCCACCAACAAGUUGACAUUCUUGAACUCCUUUAAAAUGAAGAUGUCUGUUAUCCUGGGAGUCAUCCACAUGACUUUUGGAGUCACUCUCAGUCUCUUCAACCACCUGUAUUUCAAGAAGCCGUUGAAUAUCUACCUGGGUUUCAUCCCAGAGAUUGUCUUCAUGACCAGUCUGUUCGGCUACCUGGUCAUCCUUAUCUUCUAUAAGUGGGUCUCAUAUGAUGCGCGCAUCUCCAAGGACGCCCCCAGUCUGCUCAUCGCCUUUAUCAACAUGUUCCUCUUCAACUACGACGACCCCAGUAACAAACCUCUUUACAGAGGACAGAUGGUCCUGCAGUCAUUCCUGGUGGUGAUCGCCUUGGCAUGUGUUCCCUGUAUGUUAAUAGUAAAAACCCUGAUUCUGCGGAGACAGUAUUUGUGGCGGAAAAAUCUGGGUACACAGAACUUUGGAGGGAUCAGGGUGGGGAAUGGGCCCACAGAGGAUGAGGCUGAAAUCAUCCAGCAUGACCAGCUGUCGCAGCACUCUGAGGAGGAACCUGAGCGUUGCCUUUUGUCACCUGCUUUCAAGGCCAGUGAGGAGGAAGAGUUUAACUUCGGGGACGUCGCGGUGCAUCAGGCAAUUCACACCAUAGAGUACUGCUUGGGCUGUAUCUCCAACACGGCGUCCUACCUGAGGCUUUGGGCUCUCAGUCUGGCUCAUGCUCAGCUCUCAGAGGUGCUGUGGACCAUGGUGAUGCGCAUUGGUCUUUCUUCUCGCGGCCUGGGCGGCUUCAUCCUUCUGGCCAUAGUCUUUUACUUCUUCGCUGUGCUCACGGUCGCCAUCCUGCUCAUCAUGGAGGGUCUGUCAGCCUUCCUGCACGCACUGCGACUGCACUGGGUGGAGUUCCAAAACAAGUUUUACACAGGCCAGGGCUUCAAGUUCCUCCCUUUCACCUUCGACAGUAUCCUAGACGGGAGAUUCGAGGACUAAGAACUACUCUCCUUCUUAAUGUCUCUCUACUUUUGAUAAUGUGUGUGGUGGUAAAUAGUGAUUUUUGUGUGACACAGUUUUCUCUUAUCCCACUCAUCAUCGUGCGAGACUGCCAUUGGUUUUAAACUUAACAUCAUUUUUAUAAUUUGUUUCUCUGAAACAUCUGCAGUACUCAUUCAGUCAUUCCCCUCAUAGCCUUGACCGUAAUCAGUUGUGAUGUCCUUUUAUGUUAACUGUGUUUUAUUUAGUUUAAUAUUAUUUAUGCAAUUCUUCCUUUAUAAAUCCUACAUUUUUCCUUUGUUGGAGUGUUGCACUGUAAAUCACAAACAAGGUAUGUUGAUGGAGUGACAGUGUUUUCCUCUUUUGUGCAUGUCUUCUCCACACUGAUGUAUUCCCUCUUCCAUUGCCUCUGUAUUUGCUUUUCUUUUUUUUUUUGCAGUUAACACCUUCUGUGUAAAACAGCGUGUCUGUUCGAUGUCAACAACAUACACCCACUUCGUAUACUGACCUCACACACAGACACACAGAGCGAUAAAGCUCCAAAGGGAAUACAGCUUACCUUGCAUCAGGAUGUCAGCCUUUUCUUCGACAAUGAGGAUGUAGUGACUAAACAUGAUCCUGUAUUAUGCUCCAGCAUUGCCUUGGAUACCCUGCGUGUUUAUUUGUCUGUUCUCUAGUGAUCUACAUGAAGAAAAAGAAGGGGAAUCUAUAUGUGGAAGGAGGUGAAUGUUCUGUAGCAAUGUGACACACUGAAAUUAUGUGACAGUAUCAGCCUUGCUUUUGAUUUUGGUUCCUGAUGUGAUUUAUGUUAAAAUGUUGUCCUCACACAGAAGGGAGCAAGAAUGGCAUACAGCAGGCCUGUUCAGGUAGAAUUACUUUGUCAGAUGUGGUCGAGCACCUGCAUUAAUUGUGCGUCGCUUUGACAAUAAAGUGGAAAAGAACUGGUUAAA